Molecule: messenger RNA, 1197 nt
Organism: Fibroporia radiculosa
Lineage: Eukaryota; Fungi; Basidiomycota; Agaricomycetes; Polyporales; Fibroporiaceae
Exons: 6
Coding region: 1-1197 (398 amino acids)
Molecular function (GO): oxidoreductase activity
Source: RefSeq, a predicted model, not a curated record
AUGGCAGUCGAGGUUUUACCCCUUCCCCUCCCACCUUCGGCCAACGUGGAGAUGUUCUCGGGCGCAGACUUCGGCAGGGAAAUCAAGGGAGUCGAUCUAGGGGCGCUCGCACCAGAGGUAUUCAGAGAAAUCGAAGAGCUGCUGUACAAGCAUAGCGUGUUGCUAUUCAGAGAUGUGGAUCUCUCCCCGGAACAACAGUAUGCGCUAGCGAAGGCGUUCGACCCCACAUCCGACAGCUUCGGGCACGGAAACAAGAAGAUCGAGAGCACGAAAUCUUCCAUUCUGCACGCAACACUCAGGGGCAUCCCGCGUGUCCCGCAGGUCUACCUGGUCGGCAACGGAACCAGCUACGAUCACGAGGGUUUCCCCGAGGUGCAGCUACAGCACCCGUCGCACACCAGCUGGCAUCGCACGCACAUCUCGCCCGAGGACCAGGAGAAGGGCGCGACGCGAUUUGUCCGCUGGCACAUGGAUGCGGCGCUGUACGACCUCCUUCCCCCGAAGGUGACAACGCUGUACGGAAUCAAAGUGCCGAAGGGCCCGCGGCAGGUGGUGCGCUAUGACGACGGAACGGGAGACGAGCUUGAAGUCCCGCUGGCGGCGACGGCAUUUGUGUCGGGAAGGAUGAUGUUUGAUAUCCAGCCACGCGAGCUAAAGAGUCUAGCCGUGAGGAGCAGGGUGAAGUAUGCUCCUCAUCCAUAUGUAUGGAUUUCGACAGCAAAGGCUAAAUCGACCGGCAUGGGUGUGGAGACGGAAGGACUGGAAGUCCCAUAUGACAAGCUGCCUGCUUGGGAAGAGUCUAAAAUUCUAGUCUUGCCCUUGGUUUGGAAAAACCCUGUCACUGGCGAACUGCACCUGCAAGUUCACCCAUGGACUGUCGCGGAGUUGUUCGUGGAUCCGUUGCCCAGGGAUGCGGUUAGAGAGAACGCGUGGUAUCCGGACGGAGCGCACGUAACGGAUCUGAAGGAAGUCAGAGACGUUUUGUAUCGCAUGCAGCGGCCAGGGAUUGCCCCAGAGCUCGUAUACCCGCAUGAUUGGCGGGAAAAGGAUCUCAUGCUCUUCCAUAACAGAGGGAUGAUACACUCGGUAACGGGGACACUUAGGCCAGAUCAAAUUCGCCUCUAUCAUCAGUGCAAUCUAGCUGCGUCAGACAGUCCGGAUGGACCUGAUGCAGAUGACGUGCGCAAGUGGGCCUGA